AUGAGUCAACGGAGACGUCGCCUGAAUCUGCCACCCGGUGACGUAGCCCAUCAUGAAUCCGAAGAUUCCACCGAACGUCAUCAGAAUCCAGAAGGUAGUGUCGAAGAGGUUGUCAAAGUAGAAGACGGCGCCGAAUUCUCCGUUGAAAAGCAUCAGAGGGAGGAAGAGGACGAGGGCGUUCAAAUUGUUGUACAUCGUCAGACGCCACAGACAAUCGCCGACCGAGGAGAGCACUCUGGAAUUGAUUUUUUUUAUAGUGAAAAGCUGGAAAACUCAAAUUUUGGAGUAAAAAAUGGGAUUUUCAGGGAUAUCCCAUGGAAAAAUCUGAAUUUUAGAGCGUUUUUAUUACGAAAAUAG
Molecule: messenger RNA, 357 nt
Organism: Caenorhabditis remanei
Lineage: Eukaryota; Metazoa; Nematoda; Chromadorea; Rhabditida; Rhabditidae
Exons: 1
Coding region: 1-357 (118 amino acids)
Source: RefSeq, a predicted model, not a curated record